This is a messenger RNA of Saccostrea cuccullata (small rock oyster), 3838 nucleotides long. Its product is annotated as sorting nexin-17-like. Lineage: Eukaryota; Metazoa; Mollusca; Bivalvia; Ostreida; Ostreidae. Gene Ontology annotation, molecular function: phosphatidylinositol binding. The transcript is spliced from 15 exons. Gene Ontology annotation, cellular component: early endosome. Gene Ontology annotation, biological process: endocytic recycling; intracellular protein transport; signal transduction. The coding region runs from base 118 to 1446 and encodes 442 amino acids. The record is from RefSeq and is a predicted model, not a curated record.
GAUAUGUCAUUUUUCCAAAAUGGCGGAAGUUUAAGGGGUGGAAAAUUUAAUCUUAUGACGAAAACACUGCCAUGACUUGUAUUUAUUUUGACAGAGUUUGAAAAGGAACACACAAAGAUGCAUUUUUCGAUACCAGAUACACAAGAGCUUAAAGACGAAACGGGUUCGACAUAUACGAGUUUCAACAUACACAUUAAUGGCGUUUUUCACUGUAGUGUUAGAUAUAGUGCUUUACACCAAUUUCAUGAACAGCUUAAAAAGGAAUUUGGUGGAUUAUCUAUGCCCCCAUUCCCUCCAAAGAAAUUCUUGUCUUUGACUCCAGCAAAAGUGGAUGAAAGAAGACAAAUGCUAGAGAGAUUUAUUCAAAUCAUUAGCCAGGAUCCACAGAUAUCAAAUUCUGACACGUUUAAUGGAUUUUUCCUGAAAGCACAACAGGAGACCCAGAAGGAGCCAUCUGAGGCAGUGUCCCUUGAUGUGUACCUGAUGAACGGUCAUAAGAUCACGGUCAAAAUCAUGUCCACUGACCAGACAGAGGAUGUGUUAGAGGCUGUUGCCUCCCAGAUAGAACUUCCAGAUGAGUUUGUCUAUUACUUCGGUUUAUUUCUUGUUCAAAAAGAGGAGGGUGGAGAUAAUUCUAUCAUUAGAAAACUCCAGGAAUUUGAAUCUCCAUACAUUUCCUUGAAGUAUGCAAACAAUGUUGGUUCACACAGAAUUGUCCUGCGCAAAAGUAUCUGGGACCUGGCGUAUGAAGAUGACUUACUUGACAAUAAAAUUGCAAUGAAUCUCCUUUAUGUUCAGGCAGUGAGUGACAUUGAAAGGCAAUGGACACUGGGAACAAAGGAACAACUCCGGCACCUAGCAACGUUACAACAAAGGGGGUCCAAAAGGGAGUACUUGCGUCUGGCGAGGACUAUGAAGUAUUAUGGUUAUAUACAGUUUAAACCCUGUGUGACAGACUAUCCCCAUCCCCUCUCUCGUGUGUUUGUAGCUGCGGGACAUCGAGAACUCAACUUCAGGAUACAGACAGAUUCAAGCACAAUGAAGGAAGGAAGCUUUAAGAUCACCAGAAUGAGAUGCUGGAGAAUUACAACCUCUAUGCCUGAAUCUAAUGGACAAAUAGCCAUAGGUGGACAGUCAAGUAAACCCAAACUGGAGUUGUCAUUUGAAUAUUUAAUGGCAAAGGACACCUUGAAAUGGAUCACUAUAACCACAGACCAGGCAAUUCUGAUGAGUAUGUGUCUACAAUCCAUGGUCGAUGAACUGAUCAUGAAAAAGCAGGGAAAGAAAAUCAAAAAGCCACAAGACAGAUCCAAGAUGGAUUCUCGGACAGCCCAGCAAGAAAACGGUUAUCAGCCAAGCAAAGCAGUGGAUGAAAAGCCCAAGGGAAAGAACAAAACUUUUGUUGAGAACAAUGCAUUUGAUACUAUUGGUGAUGAUGACCUUUAACCUGUGUUCUGUAUCAACCAAUAAAAAGAGAGGUAGAAGAUGAUAUUACACUACAGCAUCUAGUCAGAGAUAGAGGAAACAAACAAUUUAUAAAUUUCAGAUAAAAAGGUGCUAAAGCUGAUAACCACAUGAUUUGAAAUAUACAAAGAUUUACUUUACAAAUGAUGCAAACUAGCAUGUUAACUUUACUGUACAUAUCCUUUUAAGGCACAUCAUACCUAUAUUGUAUAAAAGAACAUUCCAGUUGUUAUUGCAACCUUUAAGAGGUUUUGAAUCAAAAUAUCGCAUUGCUCCUUGAACCACCCUUGUUAUAUUUUGUACAUUGACCAAGUCCUAUGUUCUUGGGCCAGUAAUUUGAUUUUAUGUUGAUAUUUUACAUACAUUUACAUGUACAUUGUAUACUUAAUGUUACUUCCAUUCCAUAAUAUUCUUUAUGUAAUGUCAUAAAUACUCUGGAAUCAUUUUAAUUUGUGGGGGUCAAUGUUAGUAAGUAAGCAAAAUUGUUUGUUCAUGGGGAUGUAACUUCGUGGGUAACUCAUAUAUACAAAAGAUUUAAUAAAUUGAUAAAAUGACAAAAGAAUUGUCCUUUGGGAUGUACAAUAUAAAUUCAUGGAUAAAGGUGACCCACUAAAUCCACUAACAUUGGUACCCCACCAACAUUGAUGAUACCACAGUAGCCAUAUUUUCGAAACUUCACCCCGAUAUACCUUGGUACUGCAUACAUGCAUUUGCUUUUUGAUGGUAAUCCAUAUCUUAUGCCAAAUCUAUCUUUGACACUUCAAUUUUUUUCUGUGGAUUGGUAAAUGAUUUCACAAGUGACAUAUGUACCCCGGUAGUAUAUUAUGAUAUGUUUCAUACAUUUUGUUCCCUGUUGUUGCUUUCAUGAAAAAGAAUCAUUUUUUGCCUUUUGGUUAGAAUGAUUGGUUCAAAGAUGCUACAUGUAUCAUGUAGUUGAUCCAUGAACAUGAAAAUGUGUACCACAUAACCAAGAAUUUAUCUAACACAUUUAUGCAUUUUAUUAACUUCAUCAUGUUGGUCAGUUUGACACUCAUUCACUUAAAUCCAUAAAUACUUGUAAAGUAUUUUGUAUAUAUGACUUUAUUUUACCAGGUACAUGUAUAUUGUAUAUUAAAAUGCAUUUUUAAGUGCUUACCUUUCACAAGAUAGUGCACAAGAGCCAUACCGAUUUGUAAAUACAAUGCAAUGUAUGAUGUCCAUGUUCUGAUAAAAAUUCACGUGGCUUUUUGAUUUUCAAAUCCCAUAUCUGUUCAUUUAUUGAUAUGUCAUCUAUAGACUUCAUGCAUUUGUUUUUACAUUCAUCAUCGUUCCUUUUGGUGAACACAUAGGGCCUCCUAUUUAUAUUGUGCAAUAUUUUAUCCUUGUGAAAUAGAAAAAUCUCACAUGGAUAAGAGUUUCUGUAUUCUAUUUAUAACCAAAAGGCAGACCCAAAAUCUACACCAAUAUUGUAAUCACUUCUUUCAAAUUACAACUCCAAACAUUUUUCCACCAAAGUUGUUCACCGCUCACAGAGAAAACAGCAUUCCUUCAUGCCAAGAUGAACAAGUUCAGCAUUUCUGGAGAUUAUUCUGAGUUUUCUUUUGUCUCUGCCCCCCUUGUAUAUAUAAAAAUUUACUAGAAUUUUGUUUUACAUCAAGAUUCUAAAUCUUUUUUGAAGCUCUUAGUAUAAAAGAGAAGGAAAUAAACCAAAAUUUUAGAAAAUAAUUUGUACAGUAACUCUGAAUUUCAAAUUUAAACAUCAGGAACAAAUUUUAAGAAUUUUAUAGGUAGAUAUUUGAAUGAUUCUUGUUUUAGAACAACUGAUCUUGCCCUAUAAACUCUGAAAUAUUCAAACAAAAAUACCAUAUGUUUUAAUAUAAAGAAAGUAUUAUGACACCAUUAAUUUGAUUAAUUGUAGGUUGUCUUUAGAACAUGCAGCAUUUUUAUUGCGUUAGAUAUACCUAGACAGCUGUUUGAUGGAAAGUCUAAAUUUAGAAGUACAGUUGUUUGGGGAUUUUGUAGAUUGACUUGUAAUUAAAUCCUGUGCUAAAUACAUGUAACUUUUGUUAUUGAGUUCUGUUAAUGAUAUUGUUGUAGAAACAUUAGUCUAAGAUAUGUUGUAUUGUCAAAAUUUUAAAGUUUUUGAAUACUUUAAGAUAUCAUAAGAAAGUGCCAUAGUUAGUUCUUAAAUCUAGAACAAUUAUACUACAUUCGUUUUUUUCCAUUUAUCAAAAAUUUCUUGAAACAUAUUGGUUUUUCUAUUAUUUUAAAUUUUUAACAGUUAUGUAUAUGAGUAGAAUCAAACUACCUAUUAACAUUCUAAAUUUUUUAUCACUGUUAUCGAUGUCAUUCCAUGUACAGAGAGAUAAAAAUAAAACUAAGAAUUGCUACUGUA